Molecule: messenger RNA, 1717 nt
Organism: Solanum stenotomum
Lineage: Eukaryota; Viridiplantae; Streptophyta; Magnoliopsida; Solanales; Solanaceae
Product: cytochrome P450 704B1
Exons: 6
Coding region: 37-1578 (513 amino acids)
Molecular function (GO): monooxygenase activity; oxidoreductase activity, acting on paired donors, with incorporation or reduction of molecular oxygen; iron ion binding
Source: RefSeq, a predicted model, not a curated record
AUUAUUUUCUCAUAGCUCAUCAUCAAACACAACAAAAUGGGAUUAUUAACAUUUUUAGCUUGUUUGGUUUUGUCUUGGAAAUUCAUCAAUACAUAUAGGCAGAAAAAUAAGAAAGGCCCAAUAAAUUGGCCUAUUGUUGGGGCAGGCUUAGAACAAUGGGUGAAUUUUGAUAGGAUGCAUGAUUGGUUGGUUGAGUAUUUGGCUCAAUCCCCAACUGUUGUUGUUCCUGCCAUGACUACAACUUAUACUUACAUUGCUCAUCCAACUAAUGUUGAACAUGUUCUCAAAACAAAUUUUGAUAAUUAUCCAAAGGGUGAAGUGUACCAUUCAUAUAUGGAAGUUUUGCUUGGAGAUGGUAUCUUUAAUGUGGAUGGUGAGCUUUGGAGGAAACAAAGGAAGACUGCUAGCUUUGAGUUUGCUUCAAAGAAUUUAAGGGAUUUCAACACUGUGGUUUUUAGGGACUAUAGCCUUAAACUCUUUAACAUUCUCAAUCAAGCAUCUUUCAAGAAUGAGCAUGUAGACAUGCAGGAUCUGUUGAUGAGGAUGACUCUAGACUCAAUAUGUAAAGUGGGAUUUGGUGUAGAGAUAGGAACAUUGAAUCCAAAUUUACCAAAAAAUAGCUUUGCAAAGGCAUUUGAUGCUGCAAAUGUCAUUGUCACACUAAGAUUCAUUGAUCCUUUGUGGAAAAUCAAGCAAUUUCUCAACAUUGGAUCAGAAGCCAUCCUUGAUCAAAGUAUUAAAAAAAUUGAUGAUUUCACAUAUUCUGUCAUAAGAAAAAGGAAGGCAGAGUUAGAAACAAAUGACGAAAUUAAUAAGCAUGACAUAUUGUCAAGAUUCAUUGAGCUAGGAAAAGACCCUGAGAACAAUAUAACUGAUAAAAGCCUGAGGGACAUUGUCCUGAAUUUUGUCAUAGCGGGUCGCGAUACGACAGCAACGACUCUGUCUUGGGCUAUAUACAUGAUUAUGACUCACGAGCACGUAGCUGAGAAGCUGUACGCGGAGCUGAAGUCGUUGGAACAAGUCUGUGCUAAAGAAGAGAACGUGUCGUUGCAUCAGUAUGACGCGGAGGAUCCUGAAUCUGUCGAUUCGAGAGCCAUUCAAUUUGCAGGGCUCCUGAAUUAUGAUUCAUUGUCAAAAUUGUACUAUCUACAUGCUGUGAUUACAGAGACUCUUAGAUUGUACCCUGCUGUUCCUCAGGAUCCUAAGGGAAUAUUGGAAGAUGAUGUUCUACCAGAUGGAACAAAGUUAAAGGCAGGAGGAAUGGUGACCUAUGUACCUUAUUCUAUGGGAAGAAUGGAAUACAAUUGGGGUUCUGAUGCAGCAUCAUUCAAUCCUGAGAGAUGGCUUAAAGAUGGGGUUUUCCAAAAUGCAUCUCCAUUCAAAUUCACCGCUUUCCAGGGAGGGCCAAGGAUAUGCCUAGGGAAGGAUUCAGCAUAUCUUCAGAUGAAAAUGGCACUUGCAAUUUUGUGUAGAUUCUAUAAAUUCAAGUUGGUGCCUGGCCAUCUAGUCAAGUACAGGAUGAUGACAAUUUUAUCAAUGGAACAUGGAUUAAAGCUUACAGUUUCACUGAGAUCUUGAAAAUACAAAAUGUGUAAAUGUUUAUGAUGGCUAGAUUUUAAUUGCAAAUUGUAACUAUAACUUAUAUGGUUAAAAUAAAGUCUUUCAUGGAACAAUGAACAAUUGAAAGAAUUAUUGUCAGUACAAGAUUCGUCUUUAA